GUUUAACCUUCUUCAUCUUCUUCUCUCCUCUUCCUAUCAUCUCUCUCUCUCUAUGUCUCUCUGCUCGAUCUCUCUCACUGUGCGUCACAGAGCAUCGCUUCUCAGCCUUGCACCGCCACCGCACCAAACCUCCAUUGCACUGAACUUCUAUUGCCCCGUCACACCCCCUUCCUGGCUCUUCUAUGUGUUGCUUGCAUCGUUCCCUUUUGAACCCUAAUGCGUAUUUCUCCGCCACCGUCUUCGUCGCCUUCGUCUACCUUCACGAUUUUAUAAAACUACAGCACCGAUUUCAGCGGCACUAACCAUAACCAAUGGCGUCCGCCGAGCAGCCAUUGAAGAAGCGAAAGCACGACACUCUCCUGGAAUCCCCACUGCCACACCACCGCCGCUAGCACUGCUGCCACAAUCUCCUCAAACCCUAGCACGUCCGCCUACAUCUCCUCCUCUGCCUCUGUCACAGGAUGAGGUCGUCACCAAGCAGAGGAACAAAGAUGAGGUUCGAACCAUGUUUGAGAGUUACCGUCGCAUCAAGCUCUUCUUGUCAAAGAAGCAAGGUGAUUUCAUCCAUGACCUUGAACAGAGCUUCUUCGCUCUCGUAAAUGCUUCCAGAGGAAAUAGAGCUAUCUCUGAUAGGACUCCAGAAUGCUGGAAAGACUUCCCUUGUAAAUGUUGUUGCUGUAAGUAUAUUAAUCAUGUGAACAAUCUCUUAGCAGUUGACAAUUUGUAGUAAGUCUGUUCCCCAUAAGUCUUACAAUUAGGAACAAAUCACAAAACUUGCAUCAAUGAGGUACUGUUUUGGAAGGCUGAGUCAGAAGAUAUUAGGAAGAAAGGGUUUAAGGGAGUUGAGAAUGGGUGUAAUCCGUCUGGCUCGAGCUUAUACCGAAAAUGAGAAGAUCAUCAAAUUUGAAGGAUGUUAUCAUGGCCACGCAGAUCCUUUUCUUGUUAAGGCAGGUAGUAGAGUUGCAACUUUAGGACUUCUUGACUCCCCUGGUGUCCCUAAAGGUGCUACUUAUGAAACUCUUACAGCCCCCUUCAAUGACUUCUCAGCUGUUGAGAAACUCUUUAAGGAUAACAAGGGAGAGAUAGCUGUAGUCAUGCUCGAGCCUGUUGUUGGAAACUCUGGUUUCAUUCCCCCUAAAUGUGAUUUUCUUAGUUUCCUAUGCAAAAUCACCAAAGAGAACAAUUCCCUUCUAAUCUUUGAUGAGGUUAUGACUGGAUUCCAUUUGGCAUAUGGUGGCACUCAAGAAUAUUUUGGCAUAACUCCUAAUUUAACAACACUAGGAAAGAUCAUUGGUGGGGGCCUGCCUAUAGGAGCUUAUGGAGGGAGGAGGGAUAUUAUGGAGAUGGUGGCACCUGCUGGACCGAUGUACCAAGCCGGGACCUUGAGUGGGAACCCUUUGGCUAUGACUGCAGGUAUAGAGACUCUGAAGCACAUUAAGGAGGCAGGAACUUAUGAAUAUUUGGAUAAAAUUACAGGUGAGUUUGUUCGCGGCAUUGUUGAAGCCGGGAAGAAGGCAGGCCAUGCUAUAUGUGGUGGGCAUAUAAGUGGGAUGUUCGGGUUUUUCUUCACAAAAGGACCUGUUUACAAUUUUGCUAUCUUCCAUCCAUUUUUUUAUGCAUGUAAUAAGAUUGGAGCACAGAUAUCUUUCACAUCGACAUAACUUCUAUAAAAUAGUUUACCUAAAUUCACAAACUAUAAAUUCAUCUAUAGAAAUUUAGAGGAGGAUGCACAAAAUACUCUCUACUUUUCUAGUAUAAGUGUCAACAGAGAUUGGAAUAAUGAUAUCUGAAAUAACAUUUGUAAGAA
Molecule: messenger RNA, 1807 nt
Organism: Arachis stenosperma
Lineage: Eukaryota; Viridiplantae; Streptophyta; Magnoliopsida; Fabales; Fabaceae
Product: glutamate-1-semialdehyde 2,1-aminomutase, chloroplastic-like
Exons: 2
Coding region: 783-1661 (292 amino acids)
Cellular component (GO): chloroplast
Molecular function (GO): transaminase activity; pyridoxal phosphate binding
Source: RefSeq, a predicted model, not a curated record